Molecule: messenger RNA, 1656 nt
Organism: Lagopus leucura (white-tailed ptarmigan)
Lineage: Eukaryota; Metazoa; Chordata; Aves; Galliformes; Phasianidae
Gene: CHST8
Product: carbohydrate sulfotransferase 8
Exons: 3
Coding region: 112-1404 (430 amino acids)
Biological process (GO): carbohydrate biosynthetic process; proteoglycan biosynthetic process
Cellular component (GO): membrane
Molecular function (GO): sulfotransferase activity
Source: RefSeq, a predicted model, not a curated record
GUUAUGCCAGACUUCCAGAUGAGAGGACGAGACUAUGAGUGAAGAGCGCUCUGGAGAUUGCGUGCAGUUCUUUUCCUGGGUCCAAACUGGAUUGAUCUGAGAACAAUAAUUAUGAGGCUGACAUGUCUGUUCUCCUUCAUCUUGCUGUUUGGAGCAGCUGGGCUUGUUGUCUUCAUUCACCUGCAGGAUCCAGAAGAAAUAGUUCAUCAGCAGACACCAGGGAUAAAAUAUAACAUGGGACUCCAGCAACCAAAAAAAGACUGCGUUUCCAGCAAUAACCAGGAUAGAAGAUUAAGAAAAAGUACUGCAGACGGGGUAGCAACAGUAAAGCUGAGUGGUUCAUUACACCCAUCUGAAAAUGUGCCCUCCAAGCUUCAAAGCAUAGACAGAAGGCAAAGCAGCACAAUGUUUAUGAAAGAUUACCAAGAGAAAAGUGAGGAAACUAAUUCAGUGAGGCUCCAUAAACGGAGGAGGAGGUUUGUAAUUAAGAAGAGCCCAAUUCUGAUUUCCAUGAACAGUUCCACUCUCAACUUGCCCACACUUAAAUACGACGACAGAAAUAACAAAUGGAAAAGUCUCUACCAGAUACAAAGCAAAAGAAAGCAAAUAAUGAAGGAAAUUUGUUCUAAGUACAAGAGUAAUAACAGAAGAAUAAUCACUCCUUACCACGUUUCUAGAAUAUUUGUAGAAGACAAAUACAGAGUUUUGUACUGUGAAGUACCAAAAGCUGGCUGCUCUAACUGGAAACGGGUGCUCAUGGUUCUCAAUGGGCUGGCUUCUUCCACUAAAGAUAUACAACACAACACAGUGCACUACGGCAACUAUCUAAAAAGGCUGGAUGGGUUUGACCGCAAAGGAAUUUAUCACAGGCUCAACACUUACACAAAGAUGCUUUUUAUUCGGGAACCUUUUGAAAAGCUGGUAUCUGCAUUUCGGGACAAGUUCGAACACCCAAACAAUUACUAUCAUCCCGUAUUUGGAAAAGCCAUCAUUUCCAGAUACCGUGUCAAUGCCACCAAAGAAGCAUUAAGGACAGGCUCUGGAGUCAAAUUUAAAGAGUUCAUUCAAUAUCUCCUGGAUGUACAUAGGCCAGUGGGUAUGGACAUCCACUGGGAUCACGUCAAUAGGCUUUGCAGCCCAUGUCUAAUAGAUUACGACUUUGUUGGGAAAUUUGAAAGCAUGGAAGAAGAUGCAAACUUUUUCUUGCACCUAAUUGGUGCUCCACAAAAUUUGACUUUCCCUAAGUUCAAAGAUAGGCACUCCAAUGAAGAAAGAACUACCACUAAAAUCACACAACAGUACUUUGCACAGCUUUCUCCCUCUCAAAGGCAACAAAGUUAUGACUUUUACUACAUGGAUUAUUUGAUGUUUAACUACUCAAAACCUUUUGAAGAUUUAUACUGAUUUGAGUGCUGGGACACUUCCCGUUUCAGUUGAACUUCAUUACAAACCCAGGUGGCUUCUGUUUAUACACACGUCUGUUAGUAAGAAUUGAUCAAAGAACAGGAAAACAAACCUAAAACAGAACAUAAGUGGUUAGUGAUGUUUACACCUUCACCUUAAAUGCCUCCUUUUUCAAAUCAUUUAUGACGUGUAAGUAUAUACGUGUAUAAUAAUACUAUAUGUCAGGGCUCCCAAAUAAAGCACAUAAUUUUC